GGAAGAAUCUCCUUCAACUUGUUUUACACAUGCAUUGUUUUCUCCCAUUGUGCUGAACUAGCAAGGCGCCAGAAAUAGCCAUCACGCUCGGCUCUUGAUGGUGCACAAGUUGAGCCUCAAAUCCAGCACCCCAUUAAUGACGUCACCCCAGACCGACGUCACCAUGUCGCGGCAUAAGGUAUCACACCACAGGAAACAGCCAGUACACCCGCCAGCACAACACAAAUCCUACACCACAACCAUGUCUUCCUCCUCGAGCAACCCCAACACCAGCAGCACCAACCAGCCUACCGAGAACCCAGGCCUGAUCUCCUCCCACGCCGAGUAUAUCAAGGGGGCAGCUGAGUCCGCAAUCGGCGACAUCUCGGGUUCCCACGCCUGGAAAACCUCGGGCGAGCAAGACAAGGCCCACGCCCGUGCUUCACUCAAUCAAGCGACCCAGAACCGUGACCCGGCCACCUCGGGAUAUGGGAAAGUGGAGGAAGUUGCCGGCAAGCUGACGGGAUGCGAGGGCAUGAGGAGGGAGGGCGCUGCCAGCGCUAGCAAGCCAAAUCAGGAGUAAUUGAUACGAUAAUAGAGCUUAAGAGUUUGUGUACGAUAUGUCAAAAGGUCACAUCAUGUCAGAAUAAUGGAAAUGUAAUGCAAAUAUGUGU
Messenger RNA from Podospora bellae-mahoneyi, 653 nucleotides. RefSeq lists its product as uncharacterized. Bases 98 to 562 code for a protein of 154 amino acids. The transcript has 3 exons. The record is from RefSeq and is a predicted model, not a curated record. NCBI's taxonomy places the organism in Eukaryota, Fungi, Ascomycota, Sordariomycetes, Sordariales, Podosporaceae.